AUGCUGAUUAUUCUUCAACACCACCCUGUCUAUACCUUGGGGUCCGGUAGUACCAAAGACCACCUGAAUUUUGAGUUAAAGGAUGCUCCUUUUGAUGUUUAUCGAACCGAACGCGGUGGUGAAGUUACAUAUCAUGGACCUGGUCAGCUAGCUAUGUACCCUAUUAUCAAUCUCCAUUGUCACAAGAUGGAACUUCAUUGGUACCUUAGGACACUAGAGGAGGUGGACAUUCGUGUUCUUUCCUCAACAUUUUCGAUCAAGGCUUCCCGGCUAGAGGGUUUUACUGGUGUUUGGGUUGGGGGUGGGUUGCGCAAAGGGAGGGGGUUGCACAGAAGAAGAGGGUUUGAUUGCACAGAGGGGGUAGAGAGGAGGGUGGGAGGGGCACUUGGGAGAAAACCAAGGCCGUGGCGCAAUGGCGGUGGCACUGGAGAUGUCGCCGAGGAGGUGGUCAUUCGUGUUCUUUUCUCAACAUUUUUGAUUAAGCCUUCCAGGCUAGAGGGUUUAACUGGUGUUUGGGAUCAUCGAGUUGGAAGCAUAAAAGGGAUGCUGGGAGAAUCUAUAUCAUCUGAUGGGCAUGGAACAACAAAUAUCGUCAUGGCGAUGAUAACCUUCUGA
Messenger RNA from Ilex paraguariensis (yerba mate), 615 nucleotides. NCBI's taxonomy places the organism in Eukaryota, Viridiplantae, Streptophyta, Magnoliopsida, Aquifoliales, Aquifoliaceae. The record is from the annotation of a GenBank genome assembly.